AUGGAAGAAGGAAAAGUAUAUGAUGUUGAAGUAAAACCAAUAGUUAAUGAUGAAAUUAUUGUUUUUGAGUCGAGUGCUGUUGGAGGAGUUGAAACUCUAGACCAACCAGAUGUUGACCAAAUUCAAAUAGAGGGACAAACAUAUCAAAUGGUAAAUAAACCAAAUCAAAAAAUUCAAUUUAUAUUACAAUAUUCAGAUGAAGGAAUUCAACUUCAUGAAGUAAAACUGAAAAGGUUAGAUAAGAAAGGGAUAUCUCAAAGUGAUAAUAAUCAAAGUAUAAAAAUGGAAGAUGAAGAGUCAGAUGUUGAUGACUAUUUUGGAGAGAACGAAGAAGAAGAUGACGAUAGUAAUGAGGAUGAUGAUAGUAAUGCAGAUGCGCUUGCUGCAUUUGACAAUGCUGACGAUAAUGAGAAUGACGAUUUGAAGGACUCAGACAGUGAAGGAGAUGAUUGA
Molecule: messenger RNA, 453 nt
Organism: Entamoeba dispar SAW760
Lineage: Eukaryota; Evosea; Mastigamoebida; Endamoebidae
Exons: 3
Coding region: 1-453 (150 amino acids)
Source: RefSeq, a predicted model, not a curated record